Saprolegnia parasitica CBS 223.65 is the source of this 1063-nucleotide messenger RNA. RefSeq lists its product as hypothetical. Bases 1 to 1014 code for a protein of 337 amino acids. The record is from RefSeq and is a predicted model, not a curated record. Gene Ontology annotation, cellular component: nucleus. Gene Ontology annotation, molecular function: DNA polymerase binding; DNA binding. The transcript is spliced from 6 exons. Gene Ontology annotation, biological process: mitotic cell cycle; DNA replication checkpoint signaling; regulation of DNA-templated DNA replication initiation. NCBI's taxonomy places the organism in Eukaryota, Oomycota, Saprolegniomycetes, Saprolegniales, Saprolegniaceae.
AUGCCAAGUGCAACGAAGCGGGCCGGCGAGGCUGCAAUGGCGACGGACGCGAAGCGCGUCAAGGUCGACGCGCCGGCCGUCGACGCCAAGCCAGCCGUGGACGGGUCGCCGUAUGCCGAGUACGCGCUGAGCGAGCACGCGCCGCCACAGCUCGUGACGCUCGUGCAGCUCUUUGCGUCGCUCGAGUUUAGCAUCACGACGCUCAAUUUGUACAAGCGUACGCCGAGCUUCUCGGCGCUGCGCCGCGCGAUCGAGUCGUCGGCCAAAUGCACUUUUUCCGAGCACGAGCUUGCGCAGCUCUUGACGCUGCUUCCGGACGCCUAUGAUCUGACGUUUUCCAAGGCGCCCGACAACCACAAGGUGCCGUUAGAGCUCUGCGUGAGCGUGCCCGAAGCCAUGGCCAGCCUCUCGUUCCGCGAGCGCAUGGAAGCGUUCUGCAGCGCGGUCAACGACCGCAUCGCGCUGGCGCUCACGAAUGGCACGACCGACUUGACGACGAUCGAGAUCCCGCCCGCCGCCUUACCACGCCUUGAAGACGCGCUUGGCCCGACGCCGUUGGACCAGCUGCGCGCGCAGGAAGAGCGCCACGCGAGCGAGCUCACGCCGCUGCAGCAAGCCGCCGUGCUGGCCAAGCCGAUCCCAAAGGAGCUCCAAGGCCUCCCUCUCUGGCUCGUCAACAAGGUGCGCCUGGCCGAGCACCGCAAGGCGCAUCUGGUCGAGAAGGCGGACGUCGCGGGCUCCGAGCGGCUCGUGCAGACGCUGCCGCAGCUCGCGGACCAGCUCCAGUCGUACUCCAAGUGCGUCAACAAGAGCGCGAUCCUGCUGCCAACGCUGCUCGCAGAGCUAACGCGUGCACCGAUUCCUGAACGCCUCCAGGAGCAUGUCGAGCUACUGGCCAAGAAGGUGCCGUUCUGGGUCACACUCGUGCCGCACGAGAAGACUUUUGUGGUCCGGCUCAACUGGAAACAGGACUUUCGCGCGGUGAAGAAGAUUCUCUCGACGCCGUCGAACUAAGACCAAGAACUCGAUACAUUGAUAUUCACGUCCUUCACUCGCCGCCCGU